This is a messenger RNA of Orcinus orca (killer whale), 2271 nucleotides long. RefSeq names its product asparaginase (gene ASPG). The coding region runs from base 75 to 1847 and encodes 590 amino acids. Gene Ontology annotation, molecular function: protein binding; asparaginase activity. The transcript has 15 exons. Lineage: Eukaryota; Metazoa; Chordata; Mammalia; Artiodactyla; Delphinidae. The record is from RefSeq and is a predicted model, not a curated record.
CCCCCCGGCAGCCCUCUGCGCGCCCCGCCGCCUGCCGUCAGUCCCCCCGGUCCCCGGUCCCCUGGCUCACGGGCAUGGCGCGCGCGGCGGGGCCCGAGCGGCGGCUCCUGGCCAUCUACACCGGAGGCACCAUCGGCAUGCGGAGCGAGCGCGGCGUGCUUGUCCCUGGCAAGGGCCUGGCCGCCGUUCUGAGGACACUGCCCAUGUUCCACGAUGAGGGGCAUGCCCAGGCCUGUGGCCUCCCUGAGGACACCUUAGUGCUGCCGCCUGCCAGCCCCGCCUGCCCCGACCAGAGGGUCAUGUACACGGUGCUGGAGUGCCAGCCUCUCUUCGACUCCAGUGACAUGACCAUCACUGAGUGGGUUCAGAUCGCCCAGACCAUUGAGAGACACUACGGGCAGUACCAUGGCUUUGUGGUCAUCCAUGGCACCGACACCAUGGCCUUCGCCGCCUCCGUGCUCUCCUUCAUGCUGGAAAACCUGCAGAAAACCGUCAUCCUCACUGGUGCCCAGGUGCCCAUCCACGCCCUGUGGAACGACGGCCGUGAGAACCUGCUGGGUGCCCUGCUGCUGGCUGGCCAGUACGUGAUCCCCGAGGUCUGCCUGUUCUUCCAGAACCAGCUGUUUCGGGGCAACCGAGUGACCAAGGUGGACACGCGCAGGUUUGCAGCCUUCUGCUCCCCCAACCUGCCCCCUCUGGCCACCGUGGGCGCUGAUGUCACAAUCAACCGGGAGCUGGUGCGGAAGGUCCGCGGGCAGGGCCGGCUGGUGGUGCACGGCAGCAUGGAGCGCGACGUGGGCCUGCUACGCCUCUACCCCGGGAUCCCCGCCGCCCUGGUUCGGGUCUUCCUGCAGCCCCCCCUAAAGGGCGUGGUCAUGGAAACCUUCGGAUCGGGAAACGGGCCCACCAAGCCCGACCUGCUCCAGGAGCUGCGGGAGGCAGCUGAGCGAGGCCUAGUCAUCGUCAACUGCACCCACUGCCUUCAGGGCGCCGUCACCUCGGACUAUGGUGCUGGCACGGCCCUGGCGGGAGCCGGCACCAUCUCAGGCUCCGACAUGACAUCGGAGGCGGCCCUGGCCAAGCUGUCGUAUGUGCUUGGCCUGCCGGGGCUGAGCCUGGAUGGCAGGAAGGAGCUGCUGGCCAGGGACCUGCGCGGGGAGAUGACGCUGCCCGCCACGGACGAGCUCCGGCCCUCUCUGCGGGGCAGCACGCCGGGCCGCGGGGUCGCCCAGCUCCUUAGUCUGAGCCAGGAGGCUGAGGACGUGCGAGAUGCCCUGGUACCCAGCCUGGCCUGCGCCGCGGCCCACGCCGGCGACCUGGAGGCCCUGCAGGUGCUUGCGGAGCUGGGCAGUGACCUGAGCCUGGAGGACUUUGGUGGUCAAACUCCGCUGCACUCGGCCGCCCGAGGGGGCCAGGCUGGGGUGGUCACCAUGCUGCUGCAGAGAGGGCUGGACGUGAACGCACGGGACAAGGAUGGCCUCAGCCCGCUGCUGCUGGCCGUGAGGGGCAGGCAUCAGGGUGUCAUUGGGCUGCUGCGGGCGGCUGGGGCCUGCCUGUCCCCCCAGGACCUGGAGGACUCGGGAACAGAGCUCUGCAGGCUGGCAUCCAGGGCAGACUGUGAAGGCCUGCGGGCAUGGUGGCAGGCAGGGGCCGACCUGAGGCAGCCGGGCUAUGAUGGGCGCAGCGCCCUGCAUGUCGCAGAGGCAGCUGGGAACCUGGAAGUGGUGGCCCUUCUGCAGAGCCUUCAAGGUGGGGUUGGUGACCAGGCCCUGGGCCCAGUAAGUCCCCUACCCCCCUGUGGGGUUGGACCUGGUGGGGAUUGUGUCCUGGGGACAGAGCCGGUCUAAGUCAGUGGGGCCUGCAGGGCCCCUCCUGUGGGUGGGGCGCACCCUCUGUGGGAAGCUGCAAACUGCCUGGAGGGAGGGCCAACCCCAGACCCCCUGCUUCCAUCCUGUCAGGCCGCCCCAUGGUGCACCCUGCCCCAUGGCGCACCCUGCCGCGGCACUGGAGGCCCCAGCCCGGUCAAGAAGCUCCCCGAGCCUGGAGGGGGCCUGCCCGCCCUGCCCCGCCCCAGCAGGACCAGCACCCACUGGGCUGGGUGGGCCAGGUUCCAGCUGACUCCCCACCCCCACCCCAUCAGCUGGCCUUCCGGAAAACCCUCCAGGCUGGUUGGGUUUGCUCAGGUCCUUGGGUCCCUCCCCUGUGAAAGGCUGCUUCCCACUGACAGGUUCCCAGGGCUUGUCUGUCUGCUCUGGCCCCAUACAGUACCUG